GGGCAGGACACAAACAUCAAUCCGUGUUAGUAACAUUAACUUAUACGACACAAGCUCAUUAGCAAAGCUGUUACUUAACACCAGGAGGUAUGGGCUCGGGAGAGAGUACGACGAGGAAAGUGUCCUUCGGUGUGGACGACGAGGACAGAGUCAGAAUUCUCCGUGGAGUCAAGCUGUCAGAAGAUGUUCUCCAGAGGAUGAAAGGAGUCGCCAACAUUGCUCCAGAACGCACGGCCUCAUCUACCUCAAGCCCUCAGAAAGACACAGGUGCCUCACGCAGCACCAGCUCAAGUCCUCGACCCCAGCAGCCCCGGGCCCAACCCAAUACGCAGUCCAGCACUAAACCAACCUCUUUCGCUAAGGAGGAACAGAGAAGGUUUGAACGGCAGCAGACAGUACUGAAGGAGGAACUGGCCAAGGUGGCACAGAGAGAGAGGGAGGCAGCGAGGGAGCAGAUGACUAAAGCCAUGAUCCAGGAAAGACAUCAAAAACGACAAGAAGCCCAGAACGCCAAAAAACUGUCUGCAGAUGAGAUAGAAGCGAUGGCUCAGCAGCUACAGAAGAAAGAUACACAGCUGAAAGCGUUGGAUGCCUUCUACAAGGAGCAGCUGGCACAGCUGGAGAAGAGGAAUUUGGAAAGAUACGAACAGAGCAAAGUGGAAUUCCAUCAAGCUGCCUCCAAGACUGAAGAAAGCGUGAGGUCUCGCAAUACAGACCCGGUGUGUUCUGGCCUACAGGCUCAGAUCUUAUCUUGCUACAGGGAGAACAGAGAGCAGACCCUAAAGUGUUCAGACCUGGCCAAAGAAUACAUGAAGUGUAUCAACGCCGCAAAGAAGAACCUGCUGGUCAACCAUGGAUGAAGAGAGGGAGGAAAAGGGUAAAACUGUUAUGACGAAGGCUUUUACUUUGGCACUAAGAGUGUCACUUGUCACUUUCCUGUUUUGAAUUAUGAGAGAGUUGAUUUGCUGUUAGCAUGCCUUGUUUUUAAAACUUUCUUAUGCUAUUUAUCUGCGGUAUCGCCCAGUAGAGUUGCUCUAUUAUUCUGCACUGCUACAUUCUACAGGGAAGCUUUUGAAAAAGAAAUGAGUGUGUGUACCAGAUUCUUGGUUUGAGUCAGUACAGGUUCAAUCAUUCACACGCAGGAAGUAUUUCUAAGAUCUGGGUUGUAAAGAUCCACUCAGGGUCAUUCCUUUACAUCUGAAUGUGAAAUUCAGUUUACGUCCAAACCUCUGCUUCCUUUGUUCGGGAUAAAAAAUCAGAAAAGUAUUUCAGUUGUGAGAUGAAUUGAGUGCAUAGGGACUGUCCGUGAUCUCUGACUGAAAAAAGAAUUGAUGAGUUUUAUUGCUUUUGAGUUUAAUGGUUUUGUAUUUUUUUUAACAACGCAGGAAAAAGCUCAGGUAAUCCUGGCCAUGACUUCGAUCCAUCAGACCUGUGAUGCAUUGUAUGAUUUUUAUUAAACUAUUCAUUUCCUGUUA
Messenger RNA from Plectropomus leopardus (leopard coralgrouper), 1475 nucleotides. RefSeq names its product MICOS complex subunit mic25a. The record is from RefSeq and is a predicted model, not a curated record. Gene Ontology annotation, cellular component: mitochondrion; MICOS complex. Lineage: Eukaryota; Metazoa; Chordata; Actinopteri; Perciformes; Serranidae.